Molecule: messenger RNA, 767 nt
Organism: Lates calcarifer (barramundi perch)
Lineage: Eukaryota; Metazoa; Chordata; Actinopteri; Centropomidae
Exons: 6
Source: RefSeq, a predicted model, not a curated record
AUGAACCGUAUCACGGUGCUGAUAAAGCGGCGGCUCAACGUCGGUUUUACUCCUUUAUUCAACUUAAGUUUUCGACAUUGUUUCUGUGCCGCUCUGCCUCUGACUUCCUCAGCGCUGCUGACGUCAUACGUCACAGCCAAUUACGACGGACGCAAGCCAACCUCUAACAAGUCUGGGAGGAAACAUGGCUACACUGAAGGUGGAUGCCACAGACCCCGAGGCCUUCGUACUACAACCAGUGUGGAGGUGGACGUUAAGAAAGGUGCAAGCAGCAGUGAUGUGGUGACCAUCUCCCUGAACCAGCACGCCAACGUGGUGGAGAAGAAAGUCCCAGAGCUGGAGAGGUCUCUGGGUGCGGCUCUGAGCUGGACUGUGAACAUCAUCGAGGUGUCGAGCUCUAACGGAGGAACCGCCGAGUCCAGGUCUCUGAGGGCAGACGUCAGGACUCUGGUCAGUUUCUUCGCUGUAGAUGGAGGACAGGUCGUUUCCUCUGAGGACGUUACAAAGAAGCUACAGAGCCAAUCAGCUGCUGUCGCAGCAGAGCUGGUCAAGGUAUUUGGGGAGGGGAUCCACUUUGAUGUACAGGUGAAGCCUGAAGGCUCCGCCUCCAAUGACGCUGCAAUCAUCGCCCUGAGCGUCCUGUUGGCCCUGAGCAUCGUGGGAUUGAUCGUUUCUAUUGUCUUGAUUGUCAGGUUCAAGACAAAGAAGAAUCAUCAGGAUUCUGACAGAGAGAACUUUGACAUUGAUCGACACGCUGAAGGUUACAC